This is a messenger RNA of Rhopalosiphum padi (bird cherry-oat aphid), 4054 nucleotides long. RefSeq names its product transcription factor glial cells missing-like. Lineage: Eukaryota; Metazoa; Arthropoda; Insecta; Hemiptera; Aphididae. Gene Ontology annotation, cellular component: nucleus. Gene Ontology annotation, biological process: regulation of transcription by RNA polymerase II; gliogenesis. Gene Ontology annotation, molecular function: DNA-binding transcription activator activity, RNA polymerase II-specific; RNA polymerase II cis-regulatory region sequence-specific DNA binding. The transcript has 6 exons. Bases 521 to 2464 code for a protein of 647 amino acids. The record is from RefSeq and is a predicted model, not a curated record.
ACAGGAUCGACGCCGCUCAGUGAUCGUUUCGCACGCAUCGCGUCCGUUCGUCAGUCCGCGACCGCGCGCCGUCCACCGGUCUUUUAAAUUUUAUUUUUCAUUUCUGCUCUCGUCUUCGUCCCGUCGUUUUCCGUCGGACGACCGACUACCGCCGCCGCCCCGACACACACACGCACAGCGGUCGAUCGCGAAAAAAUAUAAAAAUAGUAUUUACCGGGACCACCGGACAGGCGACGAUCCCGCGUCGUAUGUGUACGCGCGAUAAGAACGACGAUAUCCGUCGGGCGACGUGUUCCAUUAUCGGCGUAACGACUCUCUCGAUGUUGUCACUCCGUCGAUAACAACGACGACGCUAUCGCCGUCGUUUUGAAUUUACACCUCCUCGUGUAGACAGGCGCGGCGCACCGUGUCCUAUCUCUGCCCGCGAUAACGAUAAUUAUUGGUACAGCCGCCGCCGCCGCGACGAGCAGCAAGCGACCGCCGACGACGGACAGCGACAGCAGCACACCGUACUUCGAUUAUGGUCGUCAUUUUUAAACAAGAAUACGAAAAUCAAAGCAUGAGCAAUGAAUAUAGUUACUCCCGCGGAAGACCUCCUGCAGAAUCUAUUUCUCGAAUCGCAGAUUGGGACAUUAACGAUUCGAUUAUUCCAAGGGUGAGUAACUUCAAUUUAUGGGAAGAAUGGGCUGACGGGCAUUGUCGCUUGGUAUACCCACCUAAUUGCGAAGAAGCAAAGAGACACGCUUCUGGAUGGGCAAUGAGAAACACCAACAAUCACAAUGUGCACAUACUAAAGAAAUCGUGUUUGGGUGUUCUGCUAUGCUCGAGAAGGUGUAUACUUCCUUCGGGAGACACUGUUCACCUAAGACCAGCUAUAUGUGAUAAGGCUCGAAAAAAGCAACAAGGUAAACCGUGCCCGAAUAGACAGUGUCAUGGUCACUUAGAAAUAAUGCCUUGUAGAGGACACUGUGGUUACCCUGUCACACAUUUCUGGAGGCAUACAGAGUAUGCAAUAUUUUUUCAAGCCAAAGGUGUUCACGAUCACCUGAGACCUGAAGCCAAGUCUACUUCAGAAGCACGAAGAAGCUUUGGCACCAGCCGCAAGAUUCGAAACUUCGGCAUGAUCCUACCUCGCGAUGUUCCUUUCAAUAAUAAAGUAUUAAAUUUAAAAAAUCAAAAACAGAAAGCUGCUAUUAGUAAUGCAAGUCGCAAACAGCAGUAUUUAAGUACACAAUUAUCUCAAGAGUUGAUUGCAGAGAACCAAAGUAUGAAUUCUUCCGGUUGCUCGUGUCUUCCUUAUUAUUGCGUUUGCAACAAUAAUAACCGCCUGGCUCCCGGGCCAGAACCAGCGACGGCCAUCCUCCAGCAUCAGCAAGCCGCUUAUCCCUCUCACCACCACCACCACCACCACCAUCAUCGCCAUCACCAUAACAACAACAACAACAACAAUAGUAGCAGCAGUAGCAGUAGCGAUGACGAUAUACACCACCAUAACCACCAAGACUGGUCGUCGGGACUGCAAAACAACUACCACGUCCUGCAACAGUUGCAGUCGGCCGAACUGCCGCCGUCGUCGUGUUCCUCGUCCGCGAUCGUCCAAAACAUGUCCGCCGUGGACUUCGGGUUCGUGACGGGGCCGCAACCCGCGUCGGCGGUCUACUGUCAACCGAUGCAGCCUACGUCCGACGACGACGACGUGUUCCAGUUGCAGCACGCGGACGGGCGUUCGUCGGACGCGGCCGUCGCUACUUCCGGUUACCACAACAAGUGUUCGCCGACGACCGUGUUGGACUUGGGCAGCGGUACCAUCCACAAGAGUCCCGGGCAGUGCGGCGACAGCGGCGGCGGCGGAUGGCAACACUACCAGUCGGCCGCCGACUACCACCAUCACCAGCCGGCCGCCGCGGCGGCGGUGCUGCACCAUAACAACCACCACAACGACCAGCAACAGCAGUGCUACCAGCAGCAGCAGCAAAUGCUGCAGCAGCAGAGUUGCGGUGACGGCGUCGUCGGCUACCAUCAUCACGCCGCCGGCCAGCAGUUGCAGCACUACACCGCCAUCAAGACCGAGGACUGUCCGGACUCGUUGGAUCUGAUGGCGUACUCGUCGAUGGCACCGCACGACGCGGUGGAUUACUACGGACAGCUGUCUUCGUCUUCGGCCGACGCGGCGGUUUGCCUGAAGGGCGGCGUCGGCGGCGGCGGCGGCGGCAUGCACGGCGACGGGUCCUCCACCGCCGUCGCGGCGGACUUUAUCGGCGCGGACGCGUCCGCUUCUCACGCGGUCGACUACAUGGUCCUCGAUCCCGGCAAACUGUUGUUGGCCAACAACAAUUUCUACGUGGACUCGGCGUACUGCGGCGGCGCGGAGGCCAACAACAACGUCGACGAAACCGCCGCGUUCGGCGAGUUCCAGUUGAACGCCGCCGACAUGCAUUCCUGGUCGCAGGCCAUCAAUCAAUGAACGAGCGGACCGCCGCCAAAACUGUAUACAUGAAUACUGUGCGCGGGGGCGAUCCGAAAAGCGUGUCCGGCUGGGAUACUCGUGUGAAGAGGCGCCACUUCACACGAUACGGUUUUUUUUUUUUCUCAAACUCUCGCCGCGCGUCAUGUGUACUGCUGCUCCGCCUGCGAACAAAACAGUACGCGUGUGUGUGUAUGUGUGUGAAAUAUAUAUAUAUUUAUAUAUAUACGUGAGUGCGUGUUAAAAAAGGUGUAAUUAAAAAUUGUUUGCGAGCGUGAAAUUUUUUUUUUUUUUUAUUCGAAACGUUUACAUAUAUGUGCAUAUAGAUAAUAUUAGAAAUUUGAUCAGUAGCGUAUUUUUUAUUUUGUUUCUUAAAUUUUUUUUUAUUCCCCCCCGAUUUAUUCGAUAUUGUACUUUACGUUUUUUUUUUUAAAUUUAAUUUUUUUUUCUUAUAUAUAUAUAUUUAUUUAUUUAUUUAUAUUGUAUUUAAUCCACGGGUGAUGGAUUGUACUACUCGGUUGAUAAAUUUUUUUUUUGAACGUCACCAAUCUUACCACCGGUGUACAACCUUGUUUUGUCAUACGUGUGUUACGACUGCGAGACGCAAUAUUAUUAUGCGCCGCGUCUUCGCUCCAUACGGUCGGCGGUUAGUCGGUCGACUUCUGCGACGAAAUUAAUUUAAAACGACUAUAUUAUUAUUAUUAUUAUUAUCCGUUACUAUAUUUUAUAAAGUAUUCACUUUUUGUCUCUUCUUUUUUUUCACUUGUCAAAAUGUGCUUACACGUAAGGUUUUUAUCAUUCAUAAUAUGCAUACAGAUUAUUGUUAAUUGAAAGUUUAAUUAUAAUACGUACAUGACUUGACUGGCGUUUUUUUCGAUUCUUUGACUACGUGUACUUGUUGGUUGGUGGUUUUUUUUUUUCAUUUUUACUCCACCGCACGUUGGCCAUUCGUGCGAUAUUGAAAUAAGUACGAACAGUACGGUUGAACUCUGUUAAAUAAAAAGUGGAUACUUUUAUAAUUAUACCAAUUACAAUUAUUAAAUUAUAAAAAAAGAAAACCCGUUACCUUCAGAUUUUUUUUCUAAAUUUUUCUAAAAAAAUGUUUGUAUAAGCGACCACCCAGAUUUGUUUUUAAAAUUACACGUUUAGUAGGCUUUAAAAUUUUAAAAUUAAGUUAAUUAGACGAGUCUUGAAAACUUAAUUCUUUCUAAGUAGGUAAUAUGUUUCCAUAACUUGAUAACCUAAAAAUGAUAAACAAAACUGCACAUGUAAUUUAAUAUAUUUAGUACUUAUAAAUAUCUUAUGUAUUGUAAUAAUAUUGUUUUUAUGUUUUGAUUAUCUAUUUUAUAAUAUUGUUAUAUGACUGGUUAGUUUUAAAAGUGUAACUCGCGAGAAGCAUACUACUAACUUUUAUAGAAAUACACAUCAUGCUCGUCAAACUCGAGUUACUUAUAAAUUUAUAGUUAAACUCAAAACCAUUGUUCUACGUUUUAAAUUUUAUAAUUACGCUUGUACUAAAAUCAGAGAAUUUUAAAUUGUAUUAUUAUGGUCAUAAAGUACCUAUUAAGUAGUAAACAUAUUUAAAAACUA